Molecule: messenger RNA, 621 nt
Organism: Teleopsis dalmanni
Lineage: Eukaryota; Metazoa; Arthropoda; Insecta; Diptera; Diopsidae
Product: protein ALP1-like
Exons: 3
Coding region: 1-621 (206 amino acids)
Source: RefSeq, a predicted model, not a curated record
AUGGCAAUACGUUCUGCUAAUGAGGCUUUAAUGAAUCUUCCACCACGAAUAAGAACUUUUAGCAAAAGGAAGAGAAGUUCGGAAUGGUGGGAUGUUGAAGUUCUGCAGUUCUAUGACGAUGAACAAUGGAUUGCUGAUUUUCGAAUGAAUCGACAAAUAUUUUUCAGGCUUGUAGAUUUGCUUAAGGAUAAAAUGGCACCAACAGAAAAUACUUUCUUUGAAGGGUUGUCUGUUCAAAAGAAAAUAGCUAUUGCAGUUUACAAACUUGCCUCUUGUGCUGAAUACUGUGUAAUUGCAAAGGGAUUUGGAGUAUCAAAAAGUACUUCGGCAAAAUUAUUAUCCUGGCCAAAUGCAUCAGAAUGUGAACGCAUAGCCUCGAGAUUUGAACAAAAAUUUAAACUGCCAAAUAUUAUUGGUGUUAUAGACGGCACUCAUGUACCAAUUAAAUCCCUACAAGACGGUGCUACAGACUUUCGUAACAGAAAGGGUUAUAGUUCCAUUGCAGUGCAAGCUAUUGUGGAUGAUCAAUAUUUAUUUAAAAAUAUCACAAAACAAAAUCAUGGCUGUGCACACGAUGCAUCAGUGCUUAGGGGCAGUUCUCUACACAAAAACCACAAUUAA